GCACUGAUAUCAGAGAGAGGCAGCUGAGGAGCCAAGAGGGUCAGGCCCAAGAAGGACCUCCCCAGGGAGAAAGAAUCCCUCCAAUGUGCAUCCAAGUAUAUAAAACAUAUCCACGAAGUGAGGAUGUCCCUCCCUCUGCGUGACGACUCCUGCUGCCAGUGAUGAAGCCGCUUCUGAUCUUCGUGUUGGCUGGAAGCCUCUUCAUGCACCCAGCUGGUUCACUUAAGUGCUACACGUGUUCAAUGAAGCUCAAGAACAAUGACUGCCAACUACAGGAAACUUGCAAGGCAGGCGCGAACAUAUGCAAAACAGAAGUGAUUGGUGCUGCGGGCUUAUUCAACCUCAUCUCCAAAGAGUGUACUUCGUCAUGUGAACCAUACUUCAAGGACUUCACCGUGGGCAAGAGGAACAUCACCUGCUGCACCUCCGAGCUCUGCAAUGUCAAUGGGGCCAGUGGCAUCCGAAUGAGCUACAUCCUCCCAGUGGCCCUGGCUGUUGUGGCCAGCUUUGCCUCUGCCUUUCUCAGGAGUGGACUGUGAGGGGCGAGAAGGUGGGCUGGUUGCUGUGCAAAAGAGAAGACAAAGCUAGAUUCUUUCCCUUUUUAAAGUUACAUUCAAAGCCAA
Messenger RNA from Hemicordylus capensis (graceful crag lizard), 623 nucleotides. RefSeq names its product prostate stem cell antigen (gene PSCA). The transcript is spliced from 4 exons. NCBI's taxonomy places the organism in Eukaryota, Metazoa, Chordata, Lepidosauria, Squamata, Cordylidae. The record is from RefSeq and is a predicted model, not a curated record. The coding region runs from base 162 to 539 and encodes 125 amino acids.